GCCCCUCCCCCCGCCCCUCCCCCCGCCGGGGGUGUCGCGCGCCGCCGGUGGCACCAUGUCCUAUGUCCCCUUCCGAGAUGUGCGAGGAGCCCCCCUGGGCCGCGGGCCCUACGCCCCCUCCCCGUACGAGCGGCCCCCCUGGAACCCCCGGUUCUGCAUCAUCUCCGGCAACCAGCUGCUGAUGCUCGAUGAGGAGGAGAUCCACCCGCUGCUGAUCCGGGAGCGGCGCGGCGAGCCGUGCCGGAGCAAGCUGCUGCGCAGGACCGUCAGCGUGCCCGUGGAGGGCCGCCCGCACCCCGAGCACGAUUACCACGGCGGCCGCUCCCGCAGGAAGAGCGUUCCCGGGGGGAAGCAGUUCAGCAUCAACAUGGACGCGCCGCCCGCGCCGCCCUUCCGGCCCUCGCAAGGCUUCCUGAGCCGGCGCCUCAAGAGCUCCAUCAAGCGCACCAAGAGCCAGCCCAAGCUGGACCGGACCAGCAGCUUCCGGCAGAUCCUGCCCCGCUUCCGCAGCGCCGACCACGACAGGGCGCGGCUGAUGCAGAGCUUUAAGGAGUCGCACUCGCACGAGUCGCUGCUGAGCCCCUCGAGCGCGGCCGAGGCGCUGGAGCUGAACCUGGACGAGGAUUCCAUCAUCAAGGCCGUGCACAGCAGCAUCCUGGGCCAGGAGUUCUGCUUCGAGGUGACGACGGCGUCGGGCACCAAAUGUUUCGCCUGCCGGUCGGCGGCCGAGAGGGACAAAUGGAUCGAGAACCUGCAGCGCGCCGUGAAGCCCAACAAG
Messenger RNA from Camarhynchus parvulus, 778 nucleotides. Its product is annotated as ras/Rap GTPase-activating protein SynGAP-like. The annotation marks the transcript as partial. NCBI's taxonomy places the organism in Eukaryota, Metazoa, Chordata, Aves, Passeriformes, Thraupidae. The transcript has 7 exons. The record is from RefSeq and is a predicted model, not a curated record.